UCGCAGAACGCGUUGGCAUACGCUCGUGCCAUUCGUCUCGGUCGGUGGGGUUUUUCCACUGACAUUUUCCAUGUGUAGGCCAGGAACAUUCUGGCUUCGCGUAGUCGUACAAUCAUCGGCGCACGACGACGACAAUCACUCGGCAAAAACCGCAGCAAGAACAACCUUCCGUUCAAUGAAUAGUUUACAGCGUUACAGUGCUUUCGUUGUCCGACCCGAUUGGAGGCUGUUUAAAUAGGUUAAAUGUUUAGUUGAAGAAAAGUUUGCGUAGUAUCCUCAUUACUUUACCACCAGCAUUGCAAACGGUACAAAUAGUAGCAAGUUUUUCUAUUCAGGCAUUGCGGGCUUUCCCGACAAAACCCCCAACGCUGCCGCCAUCCCGCACACCGUGCUUCGCCGGGGGAUUUUCGUUCUUCAGUGCUGUGUGUGUGUGUGUGUGUGUUUGUGUGGGUAGUGUCCUCCUUUGUGCGCAACGAACAGUAGAAACCAUACUGUGACUGGAAAGGUUUAUAAUUUGAAUACGACGCACAGGAACAGCUUCUCUCAUAGGAGAGCCCCAUUUCAUCAUGGCUCCUGCGAACUGGCUGUGGCUGGGAAAUGUCUUUUUCCUAUCCUUCCCGUUGGCGAUACUGGGAAUCGAUCUCAGCAGGCUUUACGGACAUCUGCCAGCUGUUUCGAAGCGUAAUGAGGCCUGCCAUCCAUACGAACCAUUUAAAUGUCCAGGCGAUGGAAACUGCAUCUCCAUACAGUACUUAUGCGACGGUGCCCCCGACUGCUCCGAUGGCUACGACGAAGAUAUGCGCCUCUGUACGGCGGCAAAGCGUCCACCAGUAGAAGAAACGGCAUCAUUCCUGCAGAGCCUGCUGGCAUCGCACGGUCCUAACUAUCUGGAAAAGUUGUUCGGCAGCAAAGCGCGCGAUGCACUGGCGCCGCUCGGUGGCGUAGAAAAGGUGGCCAUCGCUCUUAGUGAAUCGCAAACCAUCGAAGAUUUUGGAGCCGCACUGCAUCUGAUGAGGUCUGACCUCGAGCAUUUGCGGUCGGUGUUUAUGGCAGUGGAGAACGGCGAUCUCGGCAUGUUGAAGUCGAUCGGUAUCAAAGACUCGGAGCUGGGCGACGUAAAGUUUUUCCUGGAGAAACUCGUCAACACUGGCUUCCUAGACUGAGUAUCGUCCGAGCUGCCGUACAGCAGUAGCUUCUAUUAUUUUGUACCAUUAACACCGCAGAUUUAUUCUUACCUAGGCUCACCAGAAGGUUUCACCUACUAAGCUACUAUGUGUAAGCAACAGCCAUCCAGCAAAUUUAAUCCCAUUUAAAACUAUCUGGACAAUCGCUUUUCGGGCCUCCGUUCAAAGCAACCGUUCGGUGUACAUGAAGCAAGGGAGAUAUAUCAGGCGGCUACGUACAAGCAGUAGAGCCUACCGUAACGAUUGAGAAGGUUGGAAAAUGAGCACACAAACUAAUGCCGAUCGGUUUCGACCGGUCCUUACUUGCUAACCCAAGUGGGGUAAAGUUGAAAUCGAUUGAAAAAUCCUGACACAAAUCAUGGUCCACCGAUUCAAUCGUUAAGCCAAGCCUCUACUUACAGUGUUCGGUGCAUGUUGGCUUCAAUGAAGCAUAUUGUUGCAGAGCAAAGGGAAACCUGUAUACAAACGAACAAACGAACAAACAAACAACCAUAUCGUAGAAAGCAGUGUCACGAUGAGUUACUUCUUUAAGAGGAACCAAAAGGAAUGUUAUGCUUUCGCCGGUUGGCAACCAUCCAAGAAGGUUGUUACACAUGCCAGUAGCAAGUAGCGCGCACAACAGCCAAUCGGAAUCAACUCACGUCCAUUAGCUUAAGUUUAAAAAAGGCUUCGUUUUUCGUCUCCUUCUUGAGUUGAAUGAGCGGUUUUGAGUUUCUUAUCAUCGCGCGCAGUUCGAGAUGCUCGAAUGUGUCGAACGUGUCAUAAAGUGACAAAAACAGGGUCAGGCGGGGAAAGUCCUAAAACGAAGUGCAAUCGAUCAAAUCAAGUGAGGGUGAAGAAUACAGAACCAUACCAUACAUAUCAUUAUAUUUAUAAAGCCCGUGCAUGCUUAUACAGUAUACAUUAUACACGUAUACAGAAAUCCAAAUGGUCACAACAGUUUGUGUGUGUGUGGAGGAGUGUGCCAGAGUGUGCUAAUUAUCUUACCAUACCAGAAUGUUACGAAAACUGCGCUCAGCAAAUCAAACAUAUCAACAAAUGAGAAUGACACCGGUGGAGAGAUGUACCUUAUGUAUCACGUAAUACGCGAUGGACGGAGGGGUCAAUUUUGGAUGCUUACGCGUGCAUCGUAUUGUGAGGGGCGUAAGCCAACGGGGAAAAAAAAGCAGGGACAACCAGGGCAAGUACCGACAACAUAUUUGCAAAGAGACGAGCAACGUCGCGGAAGACAAUUCAUGGGCAAACUAAUAAUGUUACGAGCAAACCAGAAGACAUAUCAAUUUUUUAGAAACCUUACCAUCCAAAGAACGAGCACUACCGAGCUGUUUAUAGAGAACUGAUUUUUGGAGAAAUUGUAUAACCCGAUAAAUGUUACACCUCCCGCUCAAGCAGAGCAAACCCAUCACAGUUACGCGCAACUCAUUCACACGAGCAUAUUUACCGCAGUAGUCACAUCACAGCAUAAUAGCUCACACAAUUUACUCACCACACCACACCCAUCCCCAUCCAUUAGACCAUCGUGCAAAAACCAUCGACGAGAAUGAACACACCCCGCAAUGCAAACGGAUUAAAAUGUAUGUAAAACGUAACAAUCACAGAUUAUUAUCCAGCUGGACGCAGGUGGACACACUAGUGUACGUCACGCUGUGGAUUGAUAUACAAAACAAAUAAUCAGCAAACAAAGCACACACACACGCGCAACUGAACUUCGUGCUAGGGAUAAGCACCAGGAAAGGAACGAAAAUAUAUCUAUACCGGUAUCUUGUGUCAAAA
Molecule: messenger RNA, 2957 nt
Organism: Anopheles stephensi (Asian malaria mosquito)
Lineage: Eukaryota; Metazoa; Arthropoda; Insecta; Diptera; Culicidae
Product: IDLSRF-like peptide
Exons: 4
Coding region: 567-1163 (198 amino acids)
Molecular function (GO): protein binding
Source: RefSeq, a predicted model, not a curated record